CCAGAGCAUCUGCACAGAGGAGGAGUGUGCAUGUUCUUCUCUGCUGCUCCAAGCAAUGAACAGUUAGUCGCUCAACAAACAAGUGCUAAGUCGCCACUCAGCUUUUUGCAAGGAAAAAAGCGUGCCUUUUUGUUUGUUUGUUUGUUUUCUUUUUUUUUUUUUUUGACCCCAUGAAUUCUGGCUUGGGAUCUGAAGAAGGUCAUCAACGGGCAGAGAAAUAUCUCAGAGGAAAACAUGUCCCUUGCUCGGAUUGUGGCCUGCCUCGUCCUGCUAACCGCUUUCUGGGAAUUCUCCUCUGAAUCCAACCACUCCAGGAGCUUUCCUUGCGACGAAAAAACAGAAAAUGACUCUGUGGUCGCAGAGUGCAACAGCCGCCGCCUGCUGGAAGUGCCUCGGACGGUGGGAAAAAACGUGACAGAAAUCGACCUGUCUGAUAAUCUCAUCACUCAGAUCACAAACGAAUCGUUCCAGCAGCUGCAAAACGUCACCAAAAUCAACCUUAACCACAACGCUAACCAGCAGCUCCAGGGUGAAAAUCCCAGUGUGAGUCAAAACGGCAUGAAUAUCACGGACGGGGCCUUCUGGGGCCUCAAAAACCUGAGCGAGUUGCUGCUGGAAGACAACCAGUUGUAUGAAAUACCCGCCGGACUGCCCGACUCUCUGCGGGAGCUCAGUCUAAUUCAAAAUAAAAUCACUUCUCUGAGGAAAAGUCACACUUCAGGACUCCACUACCUGGAAAGUCUCUACCUGGGCUGGAACUGCUAUUUUGUUUGCAACAAAUCACUGAAUAUAGAAAAUGGCACGUUUAAAGAGCUCACAAAUUUGCAGGUGCUGUCGCUGUCCUUUAAUAACCUGGGCCGCGUGCCGUCUACACUGCCGGCCUCCCUGACCAAGCUUUACCUGAGCAACACCAAGAUCAGAAACGUGAACCGGGACGACUUCCAGGGGCUGGAAAAUUUGCGAUUAUUGGAUUUAAGCGGGAACUGCCCCCGGUGCUUCAACGCGCCGUUCCCCUGCACGCCUUGCGACGGAGAAGCAUCCAUCCACAUUGAUCCUUUGGCUUUCCAACCGCUGGGGCAGCUCACGCACCUCAACCUGUCCAGCACGUCCCUGCGCGCUGUCCCGGCCUCCUGGUUUGAAAAUAUGACUUCUCUCAAAGUGCUCGAUCUGGAAUUCAACUAUUUAGUGCAAGAAAUCGCCUCGGGGGAAUUUUUAACAAAACUGCCCCAUUUAGAGACACUUGACUUGUCUUUUAACUACCAAAAAACAAGCUAUUUGCAAUAUAUUAAUAUUUCCAAAACCUUUACUGAGCUUCGCUCUCUCAGGACACUGCAUUUAAGAGGUUACGUGUUCCAAGAACUGAGAAAAGAACAUUUCCAGCCGCUGAUGAACCUGCCACAUUUAAACACCAUUAACUUGGGCAUCAACUUCAUUAAACAGAUCGAUUUUAGCCUUUUCCAGAACUUCCCCAGCCUGAAAACCAUCUACUUGUCGGAAAACAGAAUCUCGCCUCUGGUCAACGAGACGGAACAAAAAAAUGGACAAAACCUUCUAGAAAAUUCCUCUCGGCCUGGUCACGUGCUGCGAACACGCUCCACUGAGCCAAAGUUUGACCCGCAUUCCAAUUUUUAUCACUACACCCGUCCUCUGAUCAAGCCGCAGUGCACCGCGUACGGCAAAGCGCUGGAUUUGAGCUUAAAUAGCAUUUUCUUUAUUGGAGAAAAGCAAUUCGAAGGUUUCCAAGACAUCGCGUGCCUAAACCUGUCAUCGAACGGCAACGGCCAAGUGCUGCACGGGAAAGAAUUUUCUGCUCUGCCUCGUCUUAAGUAUCUGGAUUUGACCAAUAAUCGAUUAGAUUUCGACGACAACAAGGCUCUGAGUGAACUUUCCGAGUUGGAAGUUCUGGAUCUGAGUUCCAACGCGCAUUAUUUUAGAAUUGCGGGUGUCACGCACCGUCUGGGAUUUAUUAAGAAUUUAACGCAGCUCAGAGUCUUAAAUCUGAGCCACAAUGACAUUUAUACUUUAACAGAAUAUCAACUGAACAGCGUGUCAUUGAACGAGUUAGUUUUUAGCAACAACCGCCUCGACCUGCUGUGGAAUAAUGGCGACCACAGAUAUUGGUGCCUUUUUUAUUGUCUGCAAAAUCUAACUCGGCUCGAUUUAUCCUUCAAUAAACUGCAACAUAUUCCGGGUGAGGCCUUCAGCAAUCUUCCGCAGAGUCUGAAUGAAUUGUAUAUAAAUGAUAACAUGCUGAGUUUCUUCAACUGGACGUUGCUACAACACUUUCCUCAUCUGCAGCUGCUUGAUCUAAGUGGCAAUCAUCUAUCCUUUGUGACUCAUAGUCUCUCCCAACACGCGUCUUCGCUGAAGUGGCUCCUGCUGAGCCGGAACAAGCUGCGAUUUCUCCCUUCCGGCUUCCUGUCCGAAUCCAGUAGUUUGGAGCACCUCGAUCUAAGAUCCAACCAGCUCAGGAGAAUCCACACAUCCACGCUUCCGCCUCAGACCAACUUGAAGCAUCUGGAGCUGGGCGGGAACCCUUUCGAUUGCACGUGUGACAUGAGUGACUUCCGCAUCUGGAUGGACGAACAUCUGCAUGUCACAAUCCCCAGGUUGACAGAUGUGUUGUGCGCCAGUCCCGGCGAUCAGAGAGGGAAGAGCGUGGUGAGCCUCCAACUCGAGACUUGCGUGUCGGACGCUGUCGCAGCCAUCCUGUUUUUCUUCACCUUUUUCCUCACCUCUCUGGUCCUGCUGGUCGCCAUGGCUCACCAUCUGUUCUCCUGGGAUGCCUGGUUCAUGUACCACGUGUGUCUGGCCAAGGUGAAAGGUCACAGGUCACGUGCUGCUUCCAGAACUUUCUACGACGCUUAUAUUUCUUAUGACACCCAAGACGCGUCUGUGACGGACUGGGUGAUGCACGAGCUGCGCCCCCACCUGGAGGAGAGUGAGGACAGCCAUGUCCUGCUCUGCCUGGAGGAGAGGGACUGGGACCCAGGGCUUGCCAUCAUCGACAACCUCAUGCAGAGCAUCCACCAGAGCAAGAAAACAAUAUUUAUUUUAACCAAAAAUUAUGCAAAAAGCUGGAAUUUCAAGACUGCCUUCUACCUGGCGCUGCAGAGGCUAAUGGAUGAAAACAUGGACGUGAUUAUCUUUAUCCUGCUGGAGCCGGUGCUACAGCACUCGCAGUACCUGAGGCUGCGGCGGCGCCUCUGCAGGAGUUCGAUCAUGCGCUGGCCUGACAACCCCCGGGCGGAAGGUCUAUUCUGGCAGAGUCUGAGAAACGUGGUCUUGACUGAGAAUGAUUCACGGUAUAAUCAUUUCUACGUGGAUUCCAUUAAGCAGUGCUGAUUGAAUAGUCAAUCACCAAA
Molecule: messenger RNA, 3365 nt
Organism: Ochotona curzoniae (black-lipped pika)
Lineage: Eukaryota; Metazoa; Chordata; Mammalia; Lagomorpha; Ochotonidae
Gene: TLR8
Product: toll like receptor 8
Exons: 2
Coding region: 235-3345 (1036 amino acids)
Biological process (GO): toll-like receptor signaling pathway; defense response to virus; positive regulation of interleukin-6 production
Cellular component (GO): plasma membrane
Molecular function (GO): pattern recognition receptor activity; protein binding
Source: RefSeq, a predicted model, not a curated record